CAGUGUCUUCAUCAGGAUCUGUAGAAUGGCUGAUGCUUGCAAUUGUUGCAGUCAUGUGCUGCAUUCAAACUGUUGUUGGGUAUUCAAGUGGAGCUGCUACUACACAGUGUGUACAGAUGACUCCACAAUCUCCUCAUGGUUUAAGUCAGGCAACAGCUAGUCCGUAUCAGAUCACAACUAAUGCUUCAUCUGGAUAUGUGCCUGGGCGGACAUAUACAGUGACCAUUUCAAAGAUCAACAGUGCGUCAACACCUGAUUUCAAAGGCUUUUUUUGUCAAGUUCGUCAAGUUGGUUUAACUACUCCCGUUGGAACGUUUGAUGUUGCUGAUGGAAACAAAGCUCAAACCAGAGAUUGUACAUCAACUGCUAGUUCUGUGACACACAAAAACAAGAACACAGUUACUGACUAGACUUUCUAUUGGACAGCAAGUGCUAGGCCCUUGGGUGUUGGUACACAACUGUUUGUUAGAUGCACUGUUGUUCAACAGUUGGCCACUUUGUGGGUAGGCGUACAGUCAAUGACAUUUCAAGAACUUGCUUUGCCGACAGACGAGACUAUUCCUCCAACUACACCUGCUCCACCAACCACACCUGCUCCUUCUGUUUCGUCUAUAUCAUUGGAUUUCUCUGGAUGUGGCUCAACUACACUUUGCUAUCGUGACCCAUCAGGCUGCACUACACCAGCAAGCUGCAAGUAUGCAAUGAUCGGUGAGUAUGACUCGACUCAAAAAAGAUUGACAUUCUUCCUUGCUUCCAAUGCUGGAGGGUUUGCUGCUAUUGGUUUUUCAAAAGACAGCAGUAUGGGAGAGGAUGACGUUAUUGGGUGUCAACGGGAUGCUAAUAAUGAUAGGGUGUAUGUUAAAGAUGGAUGGAAUCCUGGUGGUAGAAAUCCGAAUCAGUAUGAUACUGAUCAAUCUAGUAUCAUUAGUUCAUCUGGUACAUAUGAGGAUGGUGCGGUUGUAUGUCGUCUUGUAAGAGUCUUGACACCUGCAGAUACUACACAAGAUUACGAUCUCAAUAAAGAAUAUACCUUUUUCUUUGCAAGAGGAAAUGGUAGAGCGAGUCGGACUGAAGGUCUCACUAAGCACAGUGUUGUGCCGAUUGUAUCAUCUAGUGCUAUCAAUGUGACACAACCUCAGGAGAUUGGAGCAGAAGGAAAGCCACUGAUCAAAGCACAUGGUAUCAUAAUGGUCUUCUCAUGGAUCGGCACCGCUUGUACUGGCAUCAUUUUGGCUCGGCACUUCAAAGUUGUAUGGCCAAAUGGCGGCUGGUUUGAUGCUCAUCGUGGUCACAUGAUCAGUACUUGGAUUCUAAGCAUCAUUGGUGUUAUCAUUAUUUUUGCUCAUGCGGGAGAAUGGGUUUAUAGUUCGACUAACGGGGGUGUACACAAUGCUCAUCCAAUUAUUGGAUUUAUAACUGUUCUCCUAUCAACUGCACAGCCAAUCAUGGCAGCAUUUGGCCUCAUCCGGGAACUCCAAAACGUCCGAUUUUUAACUGGGCGCACUAUCUGGUGGGAGUGACUGCAUUAACUCUAGGAGUUCUAUCUGUUUUCUUUGGUUUGUCGUUCGCUCGUGACAAACAUAUCACUGGACUCAGUGAUAGUGCAACUUAUGUUCUGUACGUGUGGGUAGUAAUAGAAGUGUCCGCGUGGAUUAUUCUGGGAUUGAGUAUCGAUACAAGAAAGCAGCAGGCUGUGAUGACAGUGUGGAGAUGAAGAUGAAAACAGAGGACACCAGUAAAGAGAAACCAAAAAAGAUACCAUCAGAGGACGCACACACCAGGAAGUCUGUUCUCUUAGCCUUCAUUGUGAUCUCUAUGGCUCUGUCACUCAUUGUUGCCAUCUACAUUGGAAUUGCAGAUCUGUAGUUGAGACGAGAAGUGAUUGACUGCAGUUAAACUAAUGCCGUUAGAGCUUGUGUCUUGCUGUGUGUUUGUUUGCUUAUUUCUUAUGUUGCAUUUCUGUAGCUUGAUUUUUAGGAGCUUGGAUGGUGAAGUUGCCUUUGCUUGCUGUUAGCUAGUGCUCAUAGUGGUUCAUGGCUUUGAUGGUGAUUUCUAAUGUUUAUGUGAUGAGACUGUUGCACUAAUAUGCAUCUCUUGAUGUUUAUAGGUAUUUUAGAAUUGUCAACACUACAUGCAUGUACACUAAGUGAAAUACAUUAGUCUAAUAGACUAUUGUAUUGGAGGGAUGCAUCUCACAAUACACUAGACUAUUGUAUUGGAGGGAUGCAUCUCACAAUACACUAGACUAUUGUAUUGGAGGGAUGCAUCUCACAAUAUAUAUAUUUUUCAGAACUGUCAUCAAAAGCACAAGGCAAAUUACAAGCAAAC
Molecule: messenger RNA, 2328 nt
Organism: Corticium candelabrum
Lineage: Eukaryota; Metazoa; Porifera; Homoscleromorpha; Homosclerophorida; Plakinidae
Product: putative ferric-chelate reductase 1
Exons: 16
Coding region: 519-1520 (333 amino acids)
Cellular component (GO): membrane
Source: RefSeq, a predicted model, not a curated record